AUGACAGUUGCGGCAUUUGCGGAUGACGUUGCUAUUCUCUCCUCUGACCACGAUCCGGUUACCUCCUCCGUAAACAUGCAAUCCCAACUCAACAUGCUCAGUGAAUGGCAGAAUCAAGCCAAAUCAGUUCAAGUCACUUUUACCCAACGCAAAGAAAUCUGUCCGGCCGUAUCAAACAACGGUUCUCCCAUACCUGUAAACACUGUAGUAAAAUACUUAGGACUCCAUUUAGACCAACGACUGACGUGGCAGAAACACAUCCAAACGAAAAGGAAGCAGUUGGAUCACAAAGUCAAACAAAUGUACUGGCUCAUGGGACGCAAAUCUAAACUUUCUCUCAGAAAUAAACUCCUGCUGUACAAAACCAUGGUGAAACCCAUCUGGUCUUACGGUAUCCAGCUUUGGGGCUGUGCCAAACCCACUCAUUUAAAACCAAUCCAAGCGUUCCAAAACAAAACACUCCGAGCAAUCGUUAACGCUCCAUGUAAAAAUCAAGUUACCUGCCUAGUCACCAAAUUUGUUCUCGCGAAACCUAAUAAUUGUGUUUUAAUUGCAGUUCAAGGAACGGAAUUGGAUACAAUCUACAAGAAGUACUGCAACCGACUGAAACACGCAUUGUUUGUGGCUUGUUUGUGCGUCGCAAUCGCCGGGUGUCUUUUACUACUAAUUACAACAUGUAUUCUACAUUCAGAGGACAUUCAAGACCAUCUGCUUCCAGUGGUGACACUAUCCUUGGUGACCAUUGCCCUAAUGCUGAUAUUCGUGGGAUCGCAGCUUCCGCCAAUGCUGGAGUCGAAAAUAUGGUCGCUGGUGGCGUCGCUGAUCGUCACGGGAGCGGUGACAACCGCGGCUCUGCUACUCGCUGGAAUAUACGCACCCCUGCCGCUUUUCGCCCUGCUCCUAGCGUUGCACACGAUGCUACCGCUGUCGAAACUGAUCGCAAUAGCGUUGGCGGCAAUCGUCACGGUAGCUCAUUUGGCGAUUGCAAUAGCGCGCAGGUUGAAUAAUUCCGACUCGUCGUUUGAGCAGCUUGUUCCCGAAAUUAUCCUACUUCUGACCGCAAGCGGCACAGGAUUGUACUACCGUUACAUUACCGAAAGUGCACAUCGUCGCACUUUUGAAAGUACGCGAAGUUGUAUAGAAUCAAGGGUGAAGUUGGAAGUAGAAAAGGAACAGCAGGAACAGCUUCUGUUAAGUGUCAUUCCAGUGUAUAUUGCAGCGGAGGUGAAGAGGAGUAUUAUGAUUAAAAUGUCGGAAGCAUGCCACGAGGGGCCGAAUAAAGCUCAAACGUUUCACGAGAUGCACGUGCAACGCUACAACAACGUGUCCAUACUCUACGCGGACAUCGUUAAUUUCACUCCACUCUCUGAAAGACUGUCGGCCUCCGAUUUAGUUAGGACCCUCAAUGAACUGUUCGGUCGGUUCGAUCAAAUUGCACAGGUAAGUGCCAUUUGGAAAGUAGCAGCGCUAGGUUUAAGUGGCACGUUGAAAGCACUUUUCAUCCCCAUUCUUGAAACGCUGUUUACACCUAAAAGUGCCACAGUUCAACUUCACACGGUCCUUUAUACAUAA
This is a messenger RNA of Photinus pyralis (common eastern firefly), 1572 nucleotides long. Its product is annotated as adenylate cyclase type 2-like. The record is from RefSeq and is a predicted model, not a curated record. The coding region runs from base 1 to 1572 and encodes 523 amino acids. Gene Ontology annotation, biological process: adenylate cyclase-activating G protein-coupled receptor signaling pathway; intracellular signal transduction; cAMP biosynthetic process. Gene Ontology annotation, molecular function: adenylate cyclase activity. The transcript has 6 exons. NCBI's taxonomy places the organism in Eukaryota, Metazoa, Arthropoda, Insecta, Coleoptera, Lampyridae.